GACGUCGCCGCCCGGGCCCCCUCCUCGGCCCCGGGGUACCCCGCAGCUCUCCAGUUUGGACAAACUGGGAGAGGAUUGGCCGGCCAGCGCUACCGUGCACAGGCAAAACAAGCACCGCCCGGGCUUGGAAUUGCCCGGGACCUUCUGGAGCCCCCACCUCGGAGCCCGAGGGAGGAGAAAACGGCAGCCGCUGGAGUGCCUGAUCAACUUUCUAGCAGGAGAACGAUCAUGGAGGUGGUGCCAGCCGAGGUGAAUAGUUUGCUUCCAGAGGAGAUAAUGGACACUGGUAUAACUUUAGUGGAUGAUGAUAGUAUUGAGGCUGUUAUUGUUUCAUCCCCAAUUCCCAUGGAGACAGAACUGGAAGAAAUUGUCAACAUAAAUUCUACUGGUGACUCUACAGCCACGCCCAUUUCCACGGAACCAAUCACAGUGUACAGUAACCACACUAACCAAGUUGCAGUGAAUACCACAAUUACUAAAGCAGAUUCUAAUACCACAGUGAAACCAGCUUUUCCAAGUGGCCUUCAAAAACUUGGUGCUCAGAAUCCUGUGACUAUAUCAGCCAAUCAGAUUAUUUUAAACAAAGUAUCACAGACAUCUGAUCUUAAACUUGGCAAUCAGACCCUUAAACCAGAUGGACAGAAGUUAAUUUUAACAACUUUGGGCAAGUCUGGUUCACCAAUUGUUCUAGCACUACCCCAUAGCCAACUACCCCAGGCUCAGAAAGUUACAACUCAGGCCCAGUCAGGAGAUGCUAAGUUACCACCGCAGCAGAUUAAAGUAGUUACCAUUGGAGGGAGGCCAGAGGUGAAACCUGUCAUUGGUGUCUCAGCACUGACCCCAGGAAGCCAGCUGAUUAAUACUACAACUCAGCCCUCUGUGUUACAGACCCAACAAUUAAAAACAGUACAGAUUGCUAAGAAGCCUCGAACACCAACCUCUGGCCCAGUAAUCACGAAGCUGAUCUUUGCAAAACCAAUUAAUAGUAAAGCAGUUACAGGACAGACAACUCAAGUCUCCCCUCCAGUCAUUGCAGGGAGGGUUCUGUCACAGUCUACUCCUGGAACUCCAUCAAAGACCAUAACAAUAUCUGAAAGUGGUGUUAUUGGAUCAACUUUAAAUUCUACAACACAGACACCAAAUAAAAUAGCCAUCUCACCUUUGAAAUCACCAAAUAAGGCAGUGAAGUCAACUGUGCAGACCAUCACUGUUGGAGGAGUGAGCACAUCACAGUUUAAAACAAUCAUUCCUCUGGCAACUGCUCCCAAUGUCCAGCAGAUUCAAGUGCCUGGAAGCAAGUUUCAUUAUGUUCGUCUUGUUACUGCCACAACAGCCAGUAGCUCAACUCAGCCAGUCAGUCAGAAUCCCAGUACGAACACUCAGCCUCUUCAGCAAGCAAAGCCAGUGGUUGUUAAUACAACCCCAGUGCGGAUGUCAGUUCCAAUUGUCUCAGCUCAGGCUGUCAAACAAGUUGUUCCCAAACCAAUCAACCCAACUUCACAGAUCGUAACUACUAGCCAGCCACAGCAACGGCUUAUCAUGCCUGCCACACCACUGCCGCAGAUUCAGCCCAAUCUCACCAACCUGCCACCAGGCACUGUCCUGGCGCCAGCCCCGGGAACGGGGAAUGUGGGCUAUGCAGUGCUUCCAGCUCAGUAUGUUACUCAGCUACAGCAGUCUUCAUAUGUGUCUAUAGCAAGCAACUCUAACUUCACUGGAACAUCUGGUAUCCAGACCCAGGCAAGGCUUCCAUUCAACGGUAUAAUCCCAUCAGAGUCUGCCAGUCGACCCAGAAAGCCCUGUAACUGUACAAAAUCGCUAUGUUUGAAAUUAUGGGAGGUCAACAACAUCUCGAUGGCAAAAAUAAUGUGUUCCUCAAUAUGCAAAUGUAUUGGCUGUAAGAAUUUUGAAGAAAGCCCAGAAAGAAAGACCUUGAUGCACUUGGCAGAUGCGGCUGAAGUAAGGGUACAGCAGCAAACUGCAGCAAAGACCAAGUUAUCUUCUCAGAUUUCGGACUUGCUUACUAGGCCAACACCUGCUUUGAAUAGUGGAGGAGGAAAAUUGCCAUUUACAUUUGUGACUAAAGAAGUAGCUGAAGCCACGUGUAAUUGCCUUCUUGCCCAGGCAGAGCAGGCAGACAAGAAGGGAAAAUCAAAGGCAGCAGCUGAAAGGAUGAUACUUGAGGAAUUCGGACGAUGUUUGAUGAGCGUCAUCAACUCGGCAGGAAAAGCAAAAAGUGACCCUUGUGCUAUGAAUUGCUAACUCUUAACACAAAAGCCUGAUAAAAUGGAACAGUACAGAAAAUUUAAGGUGCAAGGACACUUGAUUUUUCUGGAAGAUAGUUUAACAAUUACUGUAUUUUAAUUCAGUCCUUGUUUUGAGAGACACUGAAAGAGAAGAAAUUUUAAAUGAGGAAAUUAGCAUGUUUUAUAUCUUAGUUAAAUCAGCUUAUGCCCUUCUAAAUUGACGUUUUCUUUAUUGUAUUAUAUAGAUUUUUAAUUUGCUUGGGUUUUUUAAGAAUUAGAUGUUUUAUCCCUCUGAUUCUAUUGGCAAAGAACAUUUAUAAAUUACCAUAAUUUAUAAUGUAUGGUGUUGUAUGACUUUGUUCCGUAGAGAAAGCCAAAGCAGCAGUGGUUAUUAUCCAGCCAUCCUUUGAGUCUAGAUCUAGAAUAUAUUCAGAUAGAAUGUCUAAUAUAAAAAAAUUCUUAAGAAAUAUACUCAGAAGUUGCAUUUAGUAAAUAACAUUUUGCAUUUAGUAAAUCACUGUUAAAGAAAAAUCAGGUUUUUAGGGUGGAUUCUGGAAUAAUAUCCUCUUGUUGCUUUGGGAAUGUCAGAAGGGAAGCAAUCCCCAGGCACACUUUUAAAAUUCAAAAAAAAAAUUUUUUUUUAAACAUACAAAAUAUUAAGGGACAAUAAAUGAUACUCCGAGGAUGGACAGUUAUAUAAUAAGUUUCUAUAAUAAGGAAUGGCUAACAAAUGCUCUGGGAUGUCUCCCAUUUUCUUUCAAAGAGGUGGUAUGCAUUUGAAAUGAUAAUAAAUUGUCAAAGUGAUUCCUGGGUACUAUUAAUAUAAGAGGUGUGUAUAAGAAGUAAACUUAUAAUGUAGUGAUAAUAUAGAACCUUACAUAAUUAUCAAGUAUAAAAUUAGGUCUAGAUGAAGAAAUAAAGAAUAUGGAAGCUAUAAGAGAUGAAUUUGGAGAAGGACUUUUCAUCUAUACAAAUAGUUCUCUUUGUAGACUUUUGAACUAAGAAGUUUGAAAUACAUGAUUCUUACUUGAUUUCUGGGCCUCCUAACCAAGCUUGCAAAAUUAUAGUGGGAAAAAUUUUAUAAGGGAAGUUUCAUAUGGGAUUACUUUUACCCAGUGAUUUGGUAAGCUAAAGGUAUGAGUACUUCUCUAUAAUUACUAAAUCUAAAUCAUUUUCAGUAAUUCUAAAGCUCUAUGAAUUUAGGAGCCUCUUAUGAUGGGACUCUUGAUUUUAUGACGACAAAAAACCAUGUUGGAAUUCAGGCGUUUUGUUGGGUACCUUAAUCCUCAGUAAUUAUUAGUGUAUGAUUAUUACAUUUCCUACAAGGACUCUCUAGUUUGUAUGUAGUGUGUAUAUAUGUUCAUAUGAACAGGCAAGGUAUAGGUGAUAGAAAUUAAGUCAUCCAAAAGAGGAUUCCGUUAUUCAUAAAAGUAUCUUCCUUUUGAAAUUUGGAUUUAUAAAAUUAUAGUGCAGUAACUUUAAGUGUAGAUAGUGCGAACAUUCUUAGCACCUCAAUCUAGUAUGUUUAAUUAAAAUUUGUAUAAAUGUAAAUUAGUGU
Molecule: messenger RNA, 3804 nt
Organism: Otolemur garnettii (small-eared galago)
Lineage: Eukaryota; Metazoa; Chordata; Mammalia; Primates; Galagidae
Gene: LIN54
Product: lin-54 DREAM MuvB core complex component
Exons: 12
Coding region: 229-2262 (677 amino acids)
Biological process (GO): regulation of DNA-templated transcription
Cellular component (GO): nucleus
Source: RefSeq, a predicted model, not a curated record